Paramecium sonneborni is the source of this 1248-nucleotide messenger RNA. The record is from the annotation of a GenBank genome assembly. NCBI's taxonomy places the organism in Eukaryota, Ciliophora, Oligohymenophorea, Peniculida, Parameciidae.
AUGUCAGAAGAAGAUGAAGUCAUAUGCGAAUAAUGUUAAAGCGUUCCAACAUAGUUUGUUAUUCUUGAUUGUGAACAUAAAUUUUGUUUAUAUUGCAUUUCACAUGCUAUUCAUAAAGAUGAUAGUGGUGUUCCUUGUCUAAAAUGUAAUGCUCCUACAGUUUUAGAUCAUGAAUCAUUAUAAGCAGUAUAAUAAACUAAAGAAUCAUAAUCAUAAGCUUCAAAAACAUAACCUAAUUAUAUUGUUAAACCUUUUACAACAGAGAAGCGAUAAUAUGUUUAACCACUUCAAGAAGAUCUUACUAUUAAAGGUCAUCCUUGUUUAGAAAAACUAAAUUUGGCAGUUGAAAGAAGCUUAGAUAAGAUCAGAAACAUUCAGUUCGAUAAAUAGUAAGUGAAGGACAAAUGUCAAUCACAAAAAAAUGAUAUAGACACAGAGUUUAAAGCUUUACAUAUGUACCUGGAUUCAAAAUAAGAAGAAUUUUAUAAUUAAUUAUCUAAUGUUGAAACUACUUAUUUGAAUGAACUAACAAAAGAUGAAGAAGUUUAGGUUAAGAUUUUAUUUAUUUUAAGUAAUUAGAUAUUGAAGAAAUGACUAUUUUAAAGAAUGAAAUAAAAGCAAUUUUGAAAAGUUAAGAUAGUUAAGAUAUUUAUACAUUCAAAUAGUUAGUGGCAACAGUUGAUAGUAUAGUUUAAGAUAAAUAAUUAUCAAUCAAAUAGCUUGUAAAUUUUAUUAUUACUAAUUUAAGAACUUAUUUAAAUAAAUGUAAGAUGAAUUGCAAUAACUCUCUAAAAAAUAAGCUUAAUUUUAUUAGGAUUUUAGAAGAUUUUUCAACAUUUUAUAACCUCUUUAAGUAUCAUUAGUUUAAAAUUAUGCCAGUCCAAUAAAACUAGAAUAUGGAGUUUCAAUUACAAGGUAUUAUUAGUUAUAAAAUUAAGUGAUAUUUAAGAUAAAAUAAGAGAAUUGAAGAAUCGAAAUUCUAGAUCUAUUAAUACUUCUUAACUGAACAAUUCUCGAUCUUAAAAUUCUCCACCUAAAAAUUCAUUUCUGAAUGAAGAAAUAAACCUAUCAAGAAAACAUGGACGAGAGCAACCUAAUGUUAUUGCAUAAAGGAAAAUAGGAACUUCUCCUAUGGAUGCAAAAACUGUAUUAUAAAAUUCAAUAAAGAAUAAUAAUAAAUCAAAUUCAAAAUUCAACAAAAUUUUAAAUAGCCCCUUUACACUUGCAGGAUUUUCAUAUUUGAGUUGA